AUGAACCGGACAAAUGUGUUGAUGGCUCUCCUUACAAAUCAGUUCGGUAUAGGAAUCCUCUCCAUACCGGUGACUCUGAAGACAUUAGGCUUGAUUCCUGGCCUUGUAGUCAUCAUCGGUAUGGAACCCGUCGCUUGGUACGGUGGAUAUCUCCUGUACGGAAUUGUCGGUGGAACAUACUGGGGUGCUGUCGUUGCCUUCUUCUUUGUAGUCCUGAUCAUUUCAGCCUGCGCCUCGAUAGCAGUCACGAUGUCCAUUUCUCUCAACAUCAUCACAAGGCAUGGUACUUGUAUUGUGGGUUUUAUCGGCAUCGCUGCUAUCCUUACUGUCAUUAUCAGUCUUGGAGUAAACGGCCCAGACUCAGCUCCUCAGGGAUGGACACGUCAGAUUGAACUUGUGCGAAGCCCACGAUCAUUCCGAGAAAUAUUUACUGCCUGUCUACGCAUUGUUUUUGCAUAUGCCGGCCAGUUCAGCUUCGUCUCCUGA
This is a messenger RNA of Fusarium venenatum, 486 nucleotides long. RefSeq lists its product as uncharacterized. Lineage: Eukaryota; Fungi; Ascomycota; Sordariomycetes; Hypocreales; Nectriaceae. The record is from RefSeq and is a predicted model, not a curated record.